This is a messenger RNA of Meriones unguiculatus (Mongolian gerbil), 2633 nucleotides long. RefSeq names its product CD19 molecule (gene Cd19). The record is from RefSeq and is a predicted model, not a curated record. Lineage: Eukaryota; Metazoa; Chordata; Mammalia; Rodentia; Muridae. Gene Ontology annotation, cellular component: external side of plasma membrane. Gene Ontology annotation, biological process: B cell receptor signaling pathway; regulation of B cell activation; B cell proliferation involved in immune response. Bases 82 to 1719 code for a protein of 545 amino acids. The transcript has 15 exons.
AUUGACCACCAGGCUCCGGCUUGUCCCAGCAUCCUCUGCGCGGCCACACAGCAGCUGGGUGCCCCGGGGAGCCUGGCUACCAUGCCAUCUCUUCUCUGCUUCUCCUCCCUCCUCUUCCUUACCUUGGUAGGAGGCACACCCCCGGAGCUGAUCCAGGUGGAGAUAACAGAGGGAGAGAAUGUUAACCUGCCGUGCCUCCCGAACUCCUCGUCUGUCUCCUCUGAGAAGCUGACCUGGUAUCGAGGGAACCAGUCAACACCCUUCUUGGAGCUGAGCAUGGGGUCUCCAGGCCUGGGGCUGUAUGUGGGGCCCUUGGGCAUCAUGCUAGUGAUUACCAAUGUCUCGGACCAUAUGGGGGGCUUCUACCUGUGCCAGAAGAAUCCCCCUUCCAAGGACACCUGGCAGCCUGCCUGGACAGUGAACAUGAAGGACAGUGGGGAGCUGUUCCGGUGGAAUGCUUCAGACUUAGAGGACCUGGACUGUAGCUUGGGGAACAAGUCCUCAGGGAGUCAUAGACCUGCUUCCGGUUCUCAGCUGUACGUGUGGGCUAAGGACCAUCCUGAGGGUAGGGGGAAAGUGCCUGAAUGUGCUCCACAGAAGGUCAGUCUGAACCAGAGCCUAAUCAACCAAGAUCUCAGUACGGACCCUGGUUCCACACUUUGGCUGUCUUGUGGGAUACCUCCCGUCCCAGUGGCUGGAGGCUCUAUCUCCUGGAGACAUGUGCAUCCCAAGAAGUCUAACAUUUCAUUACCGAGCCUGAGCCUUGGGGGAGAGCACCCAGUCAGGGAGAUGUGGGUUUGGGGGCCUCUUCUGUCAUUUCCCCAGGCCACAGCUUUAGAUGAAGGUACCUAUUAUUGUCGCCAAAGAGGCCUGAUCAAGGAGUUGCAUGUGAAGGUCAUUGCAAGGUCAGCAGUGUGGCUCUGGAUGUUGGAGACUGGUGGAUGGAUGGUCCCAGUUGUGGCUUUAGUAUAUGUCAUCUUCUGUCUGGCUUCUCUGGUGGCUUUUCUCUAUAUUCAAAGAGCCCUUAUCCUGAAGAGGAAAAGAAAGCGAAUGACUGACCCCGCCAGGAGAUUCUUCAAAGUGACGCCUCCCUCAGGAAAUGGGACCCAGAACCAGUAUGGGAAUGUGCUCUCCCUUCCUACAUCCACCUCUGGACAGGCUCAGGUUCAGCGUUGGGCUGCUGGCCAGGGGAGUGGCCCUGGGCCCUAUGGAAAUCCACGCAUUGAAGUCCAGGACACUGGAGCCCAGAGUCACGAAACAGGGCUGGAAGAAGAAGGGGAGGCCUAUGAAGAGCCAGACAGCGAGGAGGGCUCCGAGCUCUACGAGAAUGAUUCCAACCUUGAGCAGGACCAGCUUUCCCAGGAUGGCUACGAGGACCCUGAGGAUGAACCCGUAGGUCCAGAGGAAGAAGACUCCUUCUCCAGUGCCCAGUCUUAUGAAAAUGCGGAUGAGGAGCUGGUCCCACCAGCUGGCAGGACAAUGGACUUCCUGAGCCCCCAGGGGUCUGCGUGGGACCCUAGCCGGGAAGCAUCCUCACUUGGGUCCCAGUCCUAUGAGGAUAUGAGGGGGAUCCUAUAUGCAGCUCCUCAGCUCCGAUCAAUUCGCUCUGGUCCCAGUCACGAGGAAGAUGCAGACUCUUAUGAGAACAUGGAUAAGUCUGAUGAUUUAGAACCAGAAUGGGGAGGAGAGGGCCACAUGGAGACUUGGGGUACCAGGUGACUCCCAAGUGACUAGUGAGCCACUCCAUUUCUCUGAAGCAUGCCCUUAUGUGGAAGGGGAAGGAGAGAUGGGGUUGGAUCCAGUCCGGAAUCACCCAGAGGAAGGAGAGCCGCAGUCUGAUUACAGCCUGGCCCUAGCUUCCCCAUGGCCUGGCAUUUAGCCACCUAACAGCCAAUGAUGCGAAUACGUCCAUCCACCAUCCUGUGGAUUUAUUGUCUUCUCUAGUCUAAGCGUUAACAUCUAUGAGCCAUCUCAUUAGCACAGUAAGGUCACAGCCUCUUGAGUAUGCCAGUACUUAUCAAAGUAAAUGUAUGUGUAGAACUGAAAUGUGCGUGUAUGUGAGUUUUGGAGACGGAGUUUUGAUAUGUAUCUCAGUUAGGGUUCCCACGGCUCUGAUAAACCAUCACGACCAAAAGCAACUUGGGGAGGAGAGGGUUUCUUUCACCUCACGGCCUGUACGGAGUCCAUCGUCAGGGAAGUCAGGGCAGGAUCUGGAGGCGGGACCUGAUGCACAAGCCUCGGAGGAGUGCUGCUUACUGUCUUGCUCUCCGGGACUUGCUCAGACUGCUUUCUUUGCCGUCAGAAUCACCCACCCAGGGGUGGCACAGCUGGCGGUGGGGCUGGGCCUCUCACAGUCAUCAAUCAAGAAAACGUUCCACAGACCAACCUGAUGGACACGUCUUCUCAACUGAGAACCCCCCUUCCCAAGUGACUCUCUGUGUCAACUUGACAAAAAAAAACCCAUGUGUCCAUCUCGGCCUUAAACUGACAGGAUCAACUGAUGCCCCUGACUCACGAAUGUUGGAACUACAAAUUGAAUGCUACGGUGUUUGUCCUUUUUUUUUUUCUUGGUACUUGGACCCCACACAUGCUACGGAGAACUUCCUGAAAUAUAUGUUUGCUUUUCAUUUGUA